This is a messenger RNA of Microsporum canis CBS 113480, 2168 nucleotides long. RefSeq names its product sporulation protein RMD8. Bases 93 to 2168 code for a protein of 691 amino acids. The transcript is spliced from 3 exons. NCBI's taxonomy places the organism in Eukaryota, Fungi, Ascomycota, Eurotiomycetes, Onygenales, Arthrodermataceae. The record is from RefSeq and is a predicted model, not a curated record.
UGGCUUCACGACGGCGGAGAUUGUUGGUGAUAUCAGCUGGUCAGAUAAGUUCAGACGGGGACGCAUGUCCAAUUAGUACAGAUACCCUCAUAAUGGCGCCCAAGGGCCCAGGGACAAGUAAACGAAACCCUACGGUUUUGGUAACCGACUCUCGAGACCGUCAGACACGGUACUAUCCUCUCUCACGACCGUCUCACGCUGGUGGAAACGCAAACGAUCAUGGCCCCAUUGCCGGACCACCCCUGUCAGGUCCCCGCCUCAUAACCGUUGAUAACGUCCUACAGUAUGCCUCUGAUGUGCCGUCUAUGCAGCAGCGCCGCCAGACGGCUGGAAUGAGCUCUGCAGUACGCUCACGGUCGGGUUCUGGCUCAGACAGCAGGCUCAGGUCUGGCCUAAAUGCCGCGAGCAACGCUUUAAGUUCGAGCAUGGAUAGCAGACAUAGGACGGGAGGUGGUCGAUUGGCGUCUCUACCACAGAUACCACCUCGUUCAUCAAAAGUUAGCGAGAAGCUAGUCCUUCUUCCCGAAACAGUGGAGGAGGUUGAAGAAGAAGACGAGGACGAGCUAGAACCGGACGAGGAGGAAGAUGACGAUGAAGUGGCGGAUGAUGAAUCUACACCUUCUAAAUUAAAUGAGAGAUAUGAAUAUCUACGACGUUUGACUGCUGUCCGCGCAAAACAACCAGACUUCACCCAGGAUAAUCUGACCGCACCACUUCUCGACAAUGAGGAGGCGCUUCGCAAGCGGCGUUUUGCGGCCAGCCCUGAGAAGGAGAAGAGUUAUGCCGAACGUCUGCCCAAGGCUCGACGAGCAAAGAAGUUGCCUCGUGUCACUGCGUACUGCACUGCGCAGGCGUAUAAGAUGGGUGCUGCGGCAACUUUUGUCAAAGAACUUCAUGAUGCACGCACAAAGUUGUAUGAUGACUGCCUAUACGCGGCAUACCACCUACCUUUGUUGCCUGGAAGAGAUGGGUACAGGGUAAGAAGCAGUCCAAUUUUUCGAAGUGCGGAGGGUAAGGUGGUGCUGGAUGAAGAGAUUGCUAGGAAUGAGAGGAGGGAUUAUCAUGAUGAAUACUAUGCGGAGGAAGAAGAACACUCUGUGAGGGAUUCGGAACAUGAGAGGCAUGAGCGUCGCCGUGAACAUGGACGAGGCCAGGAUGAUGAUGAUGGCGAUGGCCAUGAGCGUGACCAUGCUCACGACCACGAAGUUGAAGCCGAGCAAAGCAAUGGGCGACGUCAAGAAGAAAGAGACAGGUCUCCAGUCCGUGGCCAUUCAUUCCAUGUCGAACACCAUGACGAUCAGCCGUCUACGCAAAACGGUGAUAUUCGCCAACCUAUCUCCCCGACUACUUCCCGCCGCCCCAAACCCUCAAUACCGCCCAAUGCCCUCUCAUUUGCGGAGAUGUUCAUCUUCAGCUACGGUGUUGUGGUCUUUUGGAAUUUCACCGAGCGCCAGGAGAAGGAAAUCUUAGCAGAUCUCGCCUUCUGCCCAUCUCCCAAUGACUUGCCACUCAACCCGUUGGCGGAGGAAGAUUUCGAAACUGAAGAAUUCCACUUUGAAUAUUCUUCUUCCAUCCCUAGACCCCGAGUGUAUAAUGAUAUGAUCACACUACGGUCAGGCGAUCAUAUGAUUAAACUUGCCAUUAGCCAUGGUAUAGCACAGAGUACAAAGCUCAGUUUCUUCGAAGAAGGGAUGGCCCGACAGAUGGCGGAUGCGAAAGAUGUGCCGAGACGAUUAGCAUUGACAGGUCAUCUGGGCAUGGGCAGAGAAGAAGUCUUCCGUAUCAUGGGCCGAUUAUUCAAAUCUCGUGUUGAAGUUAAUCUCUCUUCAAAUAUGCUCGACGUCCCCAAUUUCUUCUGGGACAGUGAACCGACUCUCCACCCUCUUUAUAUCGCUGUUCGCGAAUAUCUAGAGAUAAAGCCUCGCAUUCAAGUACUCAAUGAACGAUGUCGUGUAUUCCUUGACUUGAUUGAGAUUUUAUCCGAUUCUAUCGCUGAUAAUAAAAUGUCUAGCCAGACAUGGAUUAUCAUCAUUCUCAUCUUCAUUUCUAUCGUCGUUACUUUAUCCGAGGUUGUGUUGAGGUUUGGUAUUCUAUCGACGAAGAAAGGGGUUCAGGGCAAGAUGUUGCUGGCUCAGGGCAAAGGAGAUUGUAUGCCCGUCAGUAUGUAA